Molecule: messenger RNA, 1155 nt
Organism: Prunus armeniaca (apricot)
Lineage: Eukaryota; Viridiplantae; Streptophyta; Magnoliopsida; Rosales; Rosaceae
Source: the annotation of a GenBank genome assembly
AUGCCUUUCAUUGGGGUGUGCUUAGAACAGAUAAUCCGGAAAUGGAAGCAGGAAGAGUGUUUUGAUGGCAAGGAUAUUUACGUAGAUUGUGUGCCGCUAAUACGAAGUUUAAGUAGACAAAAGAUGCCUCAUGUAGCCCAGGAGCUUUUACUUGAAAUGAAAUCCAAUGGUCUUUUGCCUAGCAACUCCACUCUAUCUGCUUUGAUGCUAUGCCAUGCGAACAAUGGUCUUUUUCCUCAAGCUGAGGCAAUUUGGGAUGAAAUGUUACACAGUUCUUUUGUGCCUAGUAUUCAGGUUGUUUCCGAGUUAUUUGAUGCUUAUGGCAAUGUGGGAUGUUUCGAAAAAGUGAAUGAAAUUUUGGCUCAGAUAAGGUCGAGGAAUUUAAGUUUGUUUCCAGAGGUUUACUCACUGGCUAUCUCUUGCUUUGGGAAAGGGGGGCAGCUUGAAUUGAUGGAAGGUACAUUGAAAGAAAUGAUUUCAAGGGGUUUCCCGUUGGACUCUGCCACUGGUAAUGCCUUUAUUAGAUACUAUAGCAUUUUUGGUUCUCUGACUGAGAUGGAGACCGCUUAUGGCCGCCUUAAGAGGUCUAGGUUUCUUAUAGAGGAAGAGGGAAUCCGGGCAAUGUCAUUUGCGUAUCUGAAGAAAAGGAAGUUUUACAGAUUAGCUGAGCUCCUGAAGAAUGUUGGUCUAGGUAGAAGAAACUUGGGAAAUCUUUCAUGGAACCUUUUGUUGUUAUCCUAUGCUGCCGAUUUUAAGAUGAAAAGCUUACAAAGAGAAUUUCUGAGAAUGGUGGAAGCUGGUUUCCACCCUGAUCUUACUACAUUUAAUAUUCGUGCUCUGGCCUUUUCUAGGAUGUCUCUACUCUGGGAUCUCCAUCUGAGCCUUGAACACAUGAAACAUGAGAAAGUUGUUCCUGAUCUUGUGACUUGUGGUUGUGUUGUUGAUGCAUACUUAGAGAGAAGACUAGGAAAAAAUAUGUAUUUUGCUCUCAAUAAAAUGAAUUUGGAUGAUUCUCCACUCAUAUUAACAGAUCCAUUUGUGUUUGAAGUUUUGGGAAAAGGGGACUUUCAUGCAAGCUCAGAGGCAUUUUUGGAGUUCCAGAGUCAGAGGGAAUGGACUUAUAGGAGGAAGCAUAAAUUGUUGGAAAGUCGAUGA